Messenger RNA from Rhopalosiphum padi (bird cherry-oat aphid), 2286 nucleotides. Its product is annotated as kanadaptin. NCBI's taxonomy places the organism in Eukaryota, Metazoa, Arthropoda, Insecta, Hemiptera, Aphididae. The coding region runs from base 298 to 2214 and encodes 638 amino acids. The record is from RefSeq and is a predicted model, not a curated record. The transcript is spliced from 10 exons. Gene Ontology annotation, molecular function: mRNA binding; protein binding.
AAAAAUAUUCGAAAACGUUCAGUUUACUACACAGUACACUACAUGAAUUGAAAUAUUAAAUACUUAAUGCUGAAUAAUAGUUAAUAGUGUUGAUAUAUCUUAAUUCAUAUUCCAUAAUAAUCAUCCAUUCAUUGCUCUCUUUAACUCAUUCUGUUUGAUUUGUGGAUCUCAUUAACUGAAGAAUCAUAUAUAUUUGUAACCAGUAGCUAUUAGAUUUUUUUAUACGCUAUUUACGUUUUAAUAAACAUAACUCCUCAGACUAACACACAUAUACCUCAAGUAAACUUGUGUAGUACCAUGGACAACGAAAAAGAAGGACCUGUGUUCAAAGUGCCAAAAUUAUUUGGUCCCAGACCUGGCACCAAAAAACCAGUAAUAUGUGAGGACAACAUAAGCAACGACAGUGAUGUGGCUUCGACAACAAAUGUGGCGAUAAAUACUCAAGUUAGUGUUGAACAAAAAAUAGAACAACCAAAAAAAGUACCCAAGGCAACUUCUCAAAUUCCUAUUCCGUAUGAAGAACCAUCAUGGGGUGGAAAACCUGGAGAUAAAUAUUUUUUAGAGGAGUUAAAAUCUGGUGUAAUGUUAAGUACAAUACAACUAGAAAGCCGAUCAUUUCAUUGCUUUGGACGUUUAAAUAAUUGCCAUGUCACAAUGGCACAUCCAACAAUCUCACGUUUUCAUGCAGUCCUACAGUAUCGUUCAACUUUUUCUACCAGCGAUGAAAAUAGAGGAUUUUAUUUAUAUGACUUGGACAGUACACAUGGAACAUUCUUAAAUCGUUUAAGAAUUAAGCCUAAAACUUAUGUAAAAGUUCAUGUCGGUCAUUUGAUUAGUUUUGGUGGUAGUACUAGAAUGUAUUUGUUGCAAGGCCCCACAGACGACGAAGAAAAAGAAUCUGAAUUAACUGUUACUGAAUUAAAAGCUAAACGACAAGCAGAACUUGAACAAAGAGAAAGAGAACAAGAGUUGCAAAGACUAAAAAGGGAAGAAGAAGAGAGAAAAAAAAUGGAACAGGGUGUUGAUUGGGGAAUGGGAGAAGAUGCAAAUGAAGAAGAAGAUACCAAAGAAAAUCCUUUUGCUCCUAAAGAAAAUGAGCAAUUAUAUUUGGAUGAUCCUAAAAAAACAUUGAAAGGUUGGUUUGAACGAGAAGGGCAAGAAUUGGAGUAUGAUGUAUCAGAAAAAGGAUUUGGAACAUUUACAUGUCGUAUAGAAUUACCAAUAGCAAACAUUACAGGAAGGCCACAAAUUGCUGAAGCUACAAUAAGUGGUAAAAAAAAAGAAGCAAUUGCACAUUGUGCAUUGGAAGCAUGUAAAAUUUUAGAUAUGUAUGGACUUUUAAGACAAUCUACACAUGAAAGUAGAAAGCGCAAAGAAAAAAAUUGGGAAGAGGAAGACUUUUACGACAGCGAUGAUGAUAAUUUCUUAGAUCGUACAGGAGAUAUUGAUGCAAAGCGCAAAAAAAGAAUGAAAAAAUUUGGUAAAACUGCUGAAACCGUCGAUACUUAUGAAACAUUGAUGGAGAAACAUAAACUUCUAAUUGCUGAUCUUAAACACAACAAAAAUAAAUUAAACAGAUUAAAUAAAAAUGUUACUAAAGAGUAUGGUGAAACUAAUGACGAAGACUCUUUAGAGUCUUAUAUGUCUGAUCUCAGAAAUUAUAAAACUGUUGAUAAAAUUGAGAUCAAAAGAUUGAAAAUUAAAAUUACCGAACUACAAAUAGAAGAAGAGAAAUUAAGAAAAAUUAUUAAUAUUGUACGACCAACUACUUUACCAGAACUAACAAAACCUCAGAUAGAAUAUACACCCAAAGUAGAAGAAGCGGUUAAAGUAAAUCCAAAACUUAAUAAUGGUCCAUCGCCUAUAACUUCAACAAUACCAAAAGAAGUAAAAAAAAUUGAUACAAAAAUAAAACCCAAUGUUGAAGAAAAAGUAGAAGUCAUUAAUAAAGAAAAAGUAGAAGUCAUUAAUAAAGAAAAAGUAGAAGGCAUAAAUAAAGAAAAAAGUGACUUAAAUGAAGCAGAAGAAAAAGUGUUGAAAGAAUUGAAAGAAGCAGAGAAGAGACAAAAACAGUUAGAGAAAAAAGAUAAAAAAAUAAUAGCUAAAACUUUGGAGAAAGACAAAUUGGAAGAUUUUGGAAACAUGAUUUGGAAACCACCAGCUGAUCAAACUGGAGAUGGACGAACUAGUCUAAAUGAAAAAUAUGGUUAUUGAUAUUAUAUUUUAAUUGUUCAAAGAUUAAUUACAUGUAAAUAUUGCUUAUGAAUAAAUACAAAUUUAAAAUUA